GGAGGAAGGAGCACGUGGCUUUGGAUCUGGGUGAGUCCAGAAGAGGUCGAUCUUGCACGCCUAGGAGAACCAGGAACAGGCGGGGGUGCGAUUGGCUGAAGGGCAAUAUGGGAUUUAUAUAUUUAUAUUUAUUUAUUGCAUUUAUAAACCACCUUUUAUCUUCCAAACAGCUCCGUGGUUCUCCUCUUCCCCAUUUCAUCCUCACCACAACCCUGUGAGGUAGGUUAGGCUGAGAGGCAGCGACUGGCCCAAGGUCACCCAGUGAGCCGCCUGGCUGAGGGGGGAUUCGAACCCUGCUCCCCCAGGUCCUAGUCCAGCACCUUAACCAUUACACCACACGGGCUUCGCUGUGUCUCGAAGCUGAAAUCCCAGGGUGGCAGAACUGGAGGAGAGGACCAGAGUUUGAAUCCCUACUCAGCCGCGAAGCUACCUAGGUUACCUUGGGCCAGUCGCUGGGGUGCCUUGAAUGAUGGUCAUGGGGCUGUGGGCAACACUGGCCUCCUUCCUUCCUUUCUUCCUUUCUUUCUUUCUCUCCCUCGUCUGAUGCCCUCUCUAGUCUCUGCCUCCCAAAGGCUUGCACAGUUUUUUGCUGCAGCAGCCCUGGCUACAAGCUCUGCAGGCAAAUGGUGCCUCUGGGGCUGGCCAGGGGGUGCUUCCCAGGCCCCUGUGGGGCAGUGUGAGGAAGCAACUCCCUUUGGGGCAGUGGGGGCAGCUCAGAGACCAAGGGCGGCGGAGGAUUCCCAGAGGACUCCCAAGGAGAGGAGAGGAGGCUGAGGGAACACUCCACAAGGGAGGGAGUUUGAAAAGGGAUGAGGGGCUGCAAGCAAGGGGAGAUAUAACUGGGCUCCUGAGCCCCACAGGGGUGCCGCAGAAAAAGAAUGUAGUUGGUCAAGGGAGCCGUGGACCCAAAAAGGUUGCAAACCCCAGAGGAAAAGUCAGCUAGGAGCUGUGUAAACAAACAACCAAACUGUAGCAGGUAGAGCACGGGACUCUUGAUCUCAGGGUCCUGUGUUCAAGUCCCUUGUUGAGCAAAAGAUUCCUGAAUAGCAGGGGGUUGAACUAGAUGACCUUCGCAAUUCUGUGAUUCUGUAUUUGCUGGGAGCGAAGCCCCACCGUGUUCAAUGGAUUCUUCUCUCUAGUAAAAACCUAGGAAGCUGUCUUAUAGUGAGCACAUCUAGCUCAAUAUUGGCAACACGGACUGGCAUAAGUUCUGCAUUGUUUCAGGAAGGGAGCCUCUUCCAGAUCUGCCUGGAGUUGCCAGGAUUUGAACCUGGGACCCAUUGAAGCAGGACCAUAGAGCUACGGGCCUCCCCCAAUCCUCUAGCGCCGUAUCAGUGUUGUACGGGCACAGGGGCGACUUGCCUCAUAUUGUGCAUAGUCUCUCUCUCUCUCUCUCUAUAUAUAUAUAUAACAUAUCAUUUUCAACAGUAAUUAAACAUACUUUUACAUCUUAUUCAAAUUUUUGAUUUCCAUCAAUCCUGUCUGAAAAUUUUCCAAUCUAAUCUCUCAGUAUGCAUUUCUUAUCUUCCCUAUUACAUUUCAAACUCAUAACCAAUAUCUCUUUUCCUACUUUGUAACACUUCGUAUAUUUCUCCUUACAAAACUUCUUGUAGUCCUACUAGCGUAAUUUGUUGAUUACAGUUGCUCUUCAAAUAAUUCAUAUACUUCUUCCAAUCUUCUGUAAAUCUCUGGUCCCGCAGGUUUCGAAUCCUUCCUGUUGUUCUGUCCAAUUCUGCAUAGUCCAUUAAUUUCGUCUGCCAUUCUUCUUUCGUCGGAACUGCAUAGUCUCUUCCAAUCCUGAAAUCACCCCCUUUUUAUUUCCCCGCAGGGAGAAAUCUCUGGCCCAACUGUGAGCAAAGAAAGUCAGAUGUUAGAUGCUGAGCGGUCCAUUGGCCCAGCAUCAUUCGCGACUGGCACUUGGGAGACUGAAUCUCGGAGCUAGGCGAAGUUAGUUCCUUUCAAGAGAGAAAACAACAUGGCUGCCGACCAGGGACCCAAGUCGGGAUUUGGCCUCCGGCUCGCACCCGCUCUGGAACUCCCCAGGACCAAAGCGGGGGGUCAGGUUCCGGCCUGCCCCGGAGCAGGAAUUGGGAAGCCACCACGCGUGCUUCAGGCUGGAAGCAUUUGGGGCUUCCUCCACAAAAUCCCAGCGGACCAGGUGAAACCGGAACCAGGAGAGGCCACCCUCCAGCGCUGGGAAACCCAGUGGCAGGAGUUCCUGAGGAAAAUCGAGUCUCAUCCUUCCUCUGCCUGGGGGCUCCCACAGUUACCAGAGGAGCCCACGCCCUGGGAGGACACGGAGGGGUUUUUGGCCUCCUUUGAGCAAGUGGCCGAAGCCUGCCGGUGGCCCCGGGACGAGUGGGUGGCCCGCCUCCAGCCGGCCCUCAGCGGAGAAGCCGAGUGGGCCUUUCGAAGCCUGGAGGCCGGAGACAGAGAGGUUUAUGGGAAAGUGAAGGCGGCCAUCUUGCGCGGGGACACUAUGAGCAGGGAGGAGCAGCGCCAGCGCUUCCGGCGCUUCUGCUACCAGGAGGCCGAGGGGCCGCGAGGGGCCUAUGGCCAACUCCAAAAACUUUGCCAGGGGUGGCUGAAGGUCAAGAGGCGCUCGAAGGAGCAGAUCCUGGAGCUGCUGAUCCUGGAGCAGUUCCUGACCAUCCUGCCGCCGGAGAUGCAGAGCUGGGUCAGGGGACAGGACCCGGAAAGCUGCUCGCAGGCGGUGGCCCUGGCCGAGGAGUUCCUGCAGGUGCAGCAAGCGGCCUCUCGGAGCCAGGAGCAGCAGGUGAGGCGUGGCAUGUGGCCCCUGGCAGUCUUGGGGUAGGAGAGGAACCGAGCGCAUGUUGGAGCCAGUGGGGGUAUGUGCUAUUAUGCUCAGGUUCCCGCUUGUGGCCUUCGCAUGGGGCAUCUGGUUGGCCACUGCGAGAACAGGAUGAUGGAGGAGGCACGCUGCUUCUUACAACCUUCACACCAUUGUGUGAAUCUCAGAAGAUGCUAAAAGGGGAGGGUUUGUACACAGGGCAGGCAAAAUCCUAAAACCCUUGAAUCUGCUCAUGUCUUCCUCUUGUGCUUGAGUGGUACCACUUUGCCUACGUGAGGAUCAGCCCACAGAAACUGAGUUUGCUGUUAGAAUUGUAGAGUUGGAAGGGACCACGAGCGUCAUCUAAUCCAACCCCCUGCAAGGCAGGAAUCUUUCUCGAACCCGCGACCCUGAGAUUAAGAGUUGUGCUCUACCAUCUGAACUGUCUUGAGCCCUAUUCCGUAAGCCACCCAGAGUGGUUGGGGAAACCCAGCCAGAUGGGCAGGGCAUGAAUAAUAAAAAUUAUUAUUAUUAUUAUUAUUAUUAUUAUUACUAUUAUUAUUAUUAAAUAUUAGGGCUAUUUGAGCACACACUCACUCCUUUUCACCAUUGGAUGCCCUUCUUUUUUAAAAAAACAAACAAGUUUUGUUUCUAUUAAUUUUUUGCAUAACAUAAUGCAAGUGAUGAACCAGAAACACAGAAAUGCAAGCCAAAUUAAUUGUAACACAGUCAAAUAAAGCUGAGUGGGUCUCAUUUGGUUUGCUAGGUAGACACAAAUGGAGCUGGGACCCAGCAUAUCCAAAACUCCUGCUGCCCGGGGAACACUCUGGAGAGACAAGUUAGACUGAGAAAAAGGACAGAAUGUUAAAUUCUGCCACCAUUUUCGUCAUUUAAAAAAAAUAAAAAUCAGAGAAACGGCAAAAGUGAUUUGCGUCACAAGCAAAAGCAUGCAUGCUGUCUGUUGAUGUGAGUUUUUUAUGGGGCAAAAUUUAAAUGAACCAUAUAAAAUACAGUGGUACCUUGGGUUACAAACAAUUCGGGUUACAUAUACUUCAAGUUACAGACUCCAUUAACCCAGAAAUAGUACCUCGGGUUAAGAACUUUACCUCAGGGUGAGAACAGAAAUCUCAUGGUGGAGGUGGGAGGCCCCAUUAGCUAAAGUGGUACCUCAGGUUAAAAACAGUUUCAGGUUAAGAACGGACCUCUGGAACGAAUUAAGUUCUUAACCUGAGGUACCAGUGUAAAUGAAUUGGGAAAAGGAAGAGGGAGGAGAAAGGGUUUCUGGAGGGGGGUGUUGUUGUCUAGGUUCGAAAGCGGACAGCUUCGUGGAGAACAAGGCUAUGAACAGCUACCGCAGGAGGGGAAGGUGCCAUUGCACUCGGAUCCUGCCCACAAAUGUCUCAUGGGCGUCUGGUUGGCCACUGUGAGAACAGGAUGCUGGACUCGAUGGGCAGCUGGCCUGAUCUGGUUGGCCUCUUCUUGCAUCCUUAAGUGAAACGAGGCCCUCCAAAAGUUUGUCAGAGUAGACGUUAAGUUUCGCAACUUCCUCUGAGUCACGGACGACGGGAAGGAAGAGGCACUGUACCGGGGCAAAACAUAUCAGGCUUGCUGUGGCCCUUGCACAACCUUAUAAUACGGGUCAGCUUCUGAGACUGGGCUGUGUGCCAGAGACAGCCUCUUAAUGUAAAACCAAAGGACAUUUCCCAGGUUCCUGCCACAGGUCCUCAACCACAUGCCACUCUUCAGGAAGAAAUUUGAAAUUGGUGAGAUGUGAAUAGGAAAAACUGUCCGCCACCCCUAAAAAACCACAGCAUGCCUUUUCUCCUUAUUUUCUAAAAGGCUCCAUCCUUGCUAUGUUUCCAGGCUGUGGCAGAAGUGGUCGCCCCACUUCCAGCAGAAGAACAGGCUCUGUCUGGUGCCAAGGAGUUGAGGAGGCCCAAGCAGGAAGUUGAUGGUGGAGCAGUUGACUCCCUCAUGGACCGAGGCGCCAGCCAACUGGGUAAGACUUCCACAGUCCUUGGUUUUGCCACUCACAGAAAGCCUGGCAUCUUGGACAGGAAAACGCAGUUGGUCCAGUAUGAUUUAUUCAAUGUACAGUGGUACCUCGGGUUACAGAUGCUUCAGGUUACAGACGCUUCAGGUUACAGACUCCGCUAACCAAGAAAUAGUACCUCGGGUUAAGAACUUUGCUUCAGGAUGAGAACAGAUAUCACGCGGUGGCAGCAGGAGGCCCCAUUAGCUAAAGUGGUACCUCAGGUUAAGAACAGAUUCAGGUUAAGAACAAACUUCCAGAACGAAUUAAGUUCUUAACCCGAGGUACCACUGUAUUAUUACCGGAAGCAAGUUCCUAGAGGGGCUUAUGGUGACCGAUAUUAACAUGGUCCCUGCCUCUCAGGCUUAGGAAUCCAAAAGUCAUGACACAAAAGGAAAAGAGAUGGGGCAGGAGGAGGGGAAAGCGAUGGCAAAAGCAGACACCAGUUCUCAGCAAAUUUCUUAUAAGUGUCUUUCGGGGGAUAAAUGUUUUUCGGGGGGGGUAAAUCAUUAUAGAGUGCAUUCCCCAAACCUCCACCUGUUUCUCCUCCUCCCCAAGUGAGACUUCUGCUGGUGAAGCCCAGUGGUUGACCUCCCAGCAAACAUUUUUUUGAAGUGCCUAGUUAGACUACGGAACUCUCUCCCACCGGAGUCAGUGAUGGCGAACCUGGAUGGCUGUGAAAGAGGAUGAGACAAAUUCAGGGCUAUCAGUUGCUACUAACCACAACGACUGGUCUGCCUCCACGGCUGGAGGCACUUCUGAGCACCAGUUCCUGGAAACCACAGGAGGGGAGAUGACUCUUGUGGUCGAAUCCUGCUUGUGGGUUUUCCACAGGAUUCUGGUUGGCCACUGUGGGAGCAGGAUGCUGAGCUAGAUGGGCCAUUGGCCUGAUCCAGCGGGCUUUUCUUACGUUCAAUAUCGCCUCCCUUUGUCUCCAGAAGAGAACAACACCAUGGAGGGUUUUCAGCUAGGAGGUCCUCGCUCAGAAGACGUGCUUGAGAUUUCGCCAGGAGGAUCCCGGGAGAGCCUCUCCUUCCCAGCAGAGAUUGGUGAGAAGGGGGAACCUUGAGACUGAUUUGCCAUAGAGCUGGGGGAACCUCACAGGAGAAUGCGUUUGGCGCAAGGGGGACAUUGUAAUGUCGAAAGGGCCACAGCAGGGAUGGGGAACAUGCUGGCGGACUCCCGUUCCCCUCAGCCCCUGCCAGCAUGGCCUGAUGGCCAGGGAUGAUGGGAGUUGUAGUCCGGUGACACACAGAGCAGUGGCUGGUGAGUUUCAUUAGGCCUAGUAGGGUAGAAAGCAGGGAGACCCAGUAGUGCUAAAGCAAUUCCAUCAAAAUAUUAAAAUAAACACCCCUAUCAAAACUAGAAGCAGCUGCUAAAGAAGGAAACUCGAAUCAGGAGAUUGAGGAAACAUUUGUCUACACAGGUAUGUCCUCAAGAGCCCGUGGAAUGCCAAUACUGAUGACCCCCCCCCCUCUCUCUAUAUAUAUAUCUAUAUAUAUCUAUCUUUUUUACAAUUUAGAAUAUUAAUUUAAACAACCUUAAAAUAUCAAUGACUUCCUUUCUUCCUUUUCCAUGGUUCAUUUUGCAUAAUACAAAUCCCUGCAUAUUUUAUAUCAACUAAACCAUUCAGUAUUCCAUUAUUACAUCCAUCAAAACUCAUUUACACUGUUGAAUUUAUCUUAAUGCUGCCAACGUUUUCAAGUGCACACAAUUUCCUCCCAUAUAUUCAAUAAACAUCUUUUUCAAACGCAUGUUCUUCUUGUUCUCUUAUUCUACAAGUUAGGUCCACAAGCUGCGCAUAUUCCAUCAGUCUAAGUUGCCACUCUUCUUCUUUGCUCGUUUUCCAUUUUGGGGCUAAUGAAACACGGGCCGCAGUAGCGGCAUACAUAAAUAACCUUUUUUGACACCUCUACUAGCAGGACUCCCCUUUCCAGGCUGGCAGCCGUUUAUCUUUUCCCUAUUUCCAAGAUUCCCAUUUGACAAAGAUUUCCUCUCUGUUCCAGGAGGUGCUAGGCUGGUGCACGAACAGGGCAGGGAAGUUUUGGGGGCGCUCCCAACGAAAUUGGGCCGUUGGAACGAAGAAGGAAUCUGCAGCCCACAAGAGGGAGCGGAGAGGUGGGCCAAAGACCUAGCACAGGGGUGGAAGAUGAACCCCACGGCUAUUCCAGCCGGCGACCUUUGCCAAACGCCAGCUCCACAAAGACUGCACAAAGGAGCGGGAAGCAGACAGUGCCCUCUGUGCGGGAAAGUUUUCACGACACAAUCCAGCGUCAAGAGACACCUGAGAAUCCACACAGGGGAGAGGCCAUAUAAAUGCUCCUAUUGCGGGAAAACCUUUAACCAGAGAGUAAUCCUAACGAACCACGAGAAAAUCCACACGGAGCGGAGAUCGUCCCAAGGCUCCGACGGUGGGGAAGGCUUCAGGAAAGAAGCCAGCAUCCCUGGAAAUCAGAGAAUAUAUUUGGUUACUAGUGAUGAUGACGCUAUACCCUGCUAGGGAGGCGGCCCGUAUCCCGUUUGUGGGCUUCCCAUUGGUUGGCCACUGUGGAAAACAAGAUGUUGGACUAGAGAGGCACUGAAGCCUAGUACGCCUUAUGGCGCCACCAUGAGGAGUAAUGCAUUUACUGCAGCGUAAGCUUUUGUGAGACUGGAAUCCACCACAAAAAAACCCCACAAUAACUUGAUUGAGCCUUUAAGGUGGCAAAAUACUUCCGCCCUUGUUUUUGCAACAGCGACUGGAGGGAUGAAUGUGGAAAUUCUCCAUUGUACAGUGGGGUGGUUUCGAUAGGGUCUCGCACAGCCCCCUCUGUGCUCCUUCCAGAAAAGUGAGAGGAUGUCAGGGACCCGCAGGACAAUGACGACUGUGCACUGGGGAAUGUGGGGGCUGGAGUCUGACUCGGGAGAGGGAGGACAGUGGUUUGUGGGGAUCUGCACCAGCCAGGAGGCAAGAGUUGGAGGAAGGGGAAGUGUCAGGAGUUGGAGCACGGGAUGGUUCGGGAGGAGAAAGAAGCGGGGGGGGGCGGAUACUUCCACACCCUUUCCUGCGUCACUGUUCCCCAGAACCAGGAGGGGAUUGAAAAGGGAGGAGCAGAGGAAAUUGCAGGCACAGUCUCCGACUUCGUGCAUGUAAGCAAUUGGGGGAAGAUACAUAAACUGGUGGAGGGGAACUGGUUUUGCCAACUGCUCCUUGAAAUAGCUGCCUAACCAUUAGAUUGGGGUGCACAGGUGUCGAGAACUGUAGAAGCGACUGUGUUAUCGUUGACAAUAAAUACUUAACUAUCGGCCGUAUGCAUUCCUUGGCUGGGAAGUGCCCUUGACGGAGGGGUUAUGCCCCUUGGGACUGGUGGGAUGGACUGAAGGGAGCCUGACAGUAGGUGGCGCCAGAGAGCCAACGACAGGCAGAGCCAACUGAUUCUGGUUUUGCCCAAGGGGCGACCCUGAGACUUGGGCGGAGGAAGUGGGCGGGCAGUGCCACCCUCUGGACGGGUUGCAGGUAAGAAGGCAGGGCAGGCUGCGGG
Molecule: messenger RNA, 8344 nt
Organism: Podarcis lilfordi (Lilford's wall lizard)
Lineage: Eukaryota; Metazoa; Chordata; Lepidosauria; Squamata; Lacertidae
Source: the annotation of a GenBank genome assembly